Anguilla rostrata (American eel) is the source of this 2089-nucleotide messenger RNA. It is a transcript of the gene cotl1, whose product is annotated as coactosin-like F-actin binding protein 1. Gene Ontology annotation, biological process: regulation of actin filament polymerization. NCBI's taxonomy places the organism in Eukaryota, Metazoa, Chordata, Actinopteri, Anguilliformes, Anguillidae. The record is from RefSeq and is a predicted model, not a curated record. Bases 370 to 798 code for a protein of 142 amino acids. Gene Ontology annotation, cellular component: cortical actin cytoskeleton; actin filament; site of polarized growth. Gene Ontology annotation, molecular function: actin filament binding. The transcript has 4 exons.
UUACCAUUAGGAGGAUGAUUCUGCGUCUCUUGGGGCUCUGUUUCUUUCGUUACGGCAACCUGACUCAUGAACACCACCAACGCCCAGAAAGCCGACUAUAGGAAAUGAGCAGAACCUUGCGAAUAUCCGCCUUUUGAGAUUACUGAGGAAAGAUUACCGAGGAAAGCUCAGCACUGCAAUAGCGCAGUCUUCCUAGCUCCACACGGUUCCAGAGUACAGAGGUUGUAAUAUUGUUGCUCAAUUCUCCCUAUCUUUCCGGGAUUUGGCGUCGUUCUCUUUCUUGCGCCAGUCUGCUGAUUUUACUUCACCCAUUAUUCUCCCGUCUAACGUUCAGACUAUUUCCUCUGUGCAGUAAGCCUCUACUGGAAAAUGGCAACGACAAUCGAUAAAGAUGCUUGCAGGGAAGCCUACAACCUCGUAAGAGACGAUAACACAGACAUAAAUUGGGCUUCCUUUAAGUACGAAGGUUCCAUGAUUGUACCUGGAGGUCAGGGGACCGAUUACGAAGAAUUCAAGCAGCAGUGUACAGAUGACGGGCGUCUGUUUGGGUUCGUACGCAUCACGACGGGCGAUGCCAUGAGCAAGCGGGCCAAGUUCACCCUCAUCACCUGGAUCGGAGAGAACGUGAGCGGCUUGCAGCGUGCCAAGAUCAGCACCGACAAGACGCUGGUGAAGGACAUUGUACAGAACUUUGCGAAGGAGUUCAUGAUCAGCGAUGCGCGUGAGCUGGAGGAGGACUACAUCCGUGAAGAGCUGAAGAAGGCGGGCGGGGCCAACUAUGAUGCCCAGACAGAGUAGAAGAGGGGGAGGGGCAUCUACCUGGGGAAAGGCAGGGCUGACAGCAGGGUGGGGGGGGGGGCUGACCACAUCCAGGCCCGAUUUUAAUUUUGUCAUGGAAAAUUAUGAUAAUGACCAUUUUUUUGGUGCCGAAAACAAUAACAAGAUGAACAUUAUCUCAAUAUUGACAAAUGAGACAGAACUGUGUCUGCUAACUAAAAUGUAUUUUGUAAGGAUUUACAUUACUGAUUGUACUUAUUUAACUGGGGACAUAAGGCAUCAAUAAUAGCCCUCCGCUUUGAGUAGUCAAUUGCUCUGUGUUGAGCUUUGCACCAAGAAAGGCUCAUCAUUAUGGAUUACAAAUGUUAUGAAAUAACAAUUAUGCCAUAAUUACAUCAUAUGGCCUUGUUAUCAGUAUCAAAAUUUUUAUUGACAAAAUUAAUACUAGCCUGGACUAGGGAGAGGGGGUUUGGGGCACAAAUUACCUCUGUCACACAUACAACUAACAACCCUGGCUUUCUAGCCUGUCGGAAAUAUAUUGCACACUUUGUCCUGGAUCUGGGUGUGUGUUUCUGCACUAUGACCAUAACGGGAUUAUGGAUGGGAUUCAGUUUGUGUUCUUAUGAAUGGACACUGUCUGCCUUGUCCUAAUUCUUACUUUUAUUUUUUUUGUGGUUGUAGUGCACAAACCAGACCCAUGAUUUUGUGUAGCCAUUACCUGUCAGUUUUCAUACUCUGGAGCUGGUAGUGCCACACCCCUCAGCUCCCCUUUGUUUACAAAUGAUGGAUGAGUGAGGUUUCAUGAAACCAAAAAUGGGCGGAGCUACAAUAUGCUUUUGGGUGGUUUAAAGUAGGGAUUGACAGCUCCUUAUAGUUGCAUCCAUUAUUGGAUUCAUGAAACUUCACUCACCCAUCAUUGGUGUUUACUGCCUUAAUCUCCCACAGAAAGGUUGGAGUUGCCAUGGGAGGUCCAUGUGCAGAAGCUGCACUGUGAUUGGCUGUGGCUGUCUUCCAUACAGUUGUCUGCAUUCAGACGGUUUCCAUGGUGUCGACAGCCAACAAAGCAUUUUUCCUUCUUGUUUACAUGGGUGUUGGGGGGGGGGGGGGUGUGGCCUUUGCCGUGUCAAUCAGCACAAUCCAGGGCCAGCAUUAGCUGUCUCUAGUGUAGCCUUUUGUCUUUAUUUUGGAAGAGAACCCAAAAGGAAUGUAUGUACGUCCCUGGUUUACAAUGUUUUGGAAAAAAAAAAGGUCAUGGGAAGCGACCAUUCAUUUCACGUAAAUCAUUUCAGAAUAAACUUAAGAAAAAAAAACA